Medioppia subpectinata is the source of this 2439-nucleotide messenger RNA. The record is from the annotation of a GenBank genome assembly. NCBI's taxonomy places the organism in Eukaryota, Metazoa, Arthropoda, Arachnida, Sarcoptiformes, Oppiidae.
ACACUACAUGUGUUGGACACAAAUGUGGAUCAGUUUGUGGGCAUUCCAUACGCCGAACCCCCGGUCGGCAAACAUAGGUUCGCAAAACCCGAACCCAUUUCUAAACCAUUUCCCAACAUAAUCGACGCAACAAAGCCUAAAAACUCAUGCCUAUCACCGAUUCAAUUAAGUCCGGACUCACCCCUCAGUGAGGACUGUCUGGUGCUUAACAUAUGGACAACAAAUACCACAGCAUUAAAGCCAGUGAUGUUUUGGAUAUAUGGAGGAGGGCUUGCAGCAGGGUCAAUAUAUCAGCCAGAGUAUAAUGGAAGUGCUUUGGCCACCAAUGAUGUGGUGGUUGUGUCCGUCAACUAUAGGUUAGGACCGUUUGGUUUCCUAUACGGGGAUCGGGAGGACGCUCCCGGAAAUGUCGGCUUUUAUGACCAGUUAUUAGGCAUGAAAUGGGUUAGAGAAAACAUCCACUCAUUUGGCGGAGAUAGGGAUCAGAUCACUAUUUUUGGUGAGAGUUCUGGCAGUGAGUCGGUGUCCGCACACAUACUCUCCCCGCUAUCCAAAGGCCUAUUCAAGAGGGCUAUUAUGGAAAGCGGGGCCAAUAUGUAUAACAAGGACAGGGAUGUGGUCAACAAAACUAAGGCCUUAUCUCAGGGCAAAGCAAUAGCAAAACAAUUGAAAUGCAAUGAAACCGAGGAUUGGAUACAAUGUCUGCGAAGAGCGGACGCCAGAGAUAUAAUCAAAUAUUGGGACCUUUUCGACACUUACCCAGUGUUUGGCACCGAGUUUCUGCCCAUUCGCACACAACAAGCAUUUAAUGAGAAAAAGUUUAAUACAGAUGUUGAUUUAAUCGCUGGUAUUACCCAAAACGAGGGCUCAUCAUUUAUUAAGGCUGUAAUUAAAGACCCUGCUCAUAUGACGCUCACCGACUUUAACAAUGGGAUAAAAGCAUUUGAUUUAUUGGGUUAUCACAACAUAAAUGUGACUAAAGUGACGGACUAUUACUUGAAAGGUGUCAACACUAGCAGUCCGGCAGCUCUUCUCCAAUCGUUUAGCGCACUCGCAGGUGAUCUACCACUCGGUUGUCCGACAUAUCUGUUCGCCAAACGGUUCGCACAAACUGUCAAAGAGUCGCAAAGGGUUUACUUUUACGAGUUGUUGUAUAAAAGCGAGUGGUUUGCCAAACAGAACAAUUGUAGUGCGACCAUGGGCAUUUGUCACAUGUCGGAUAUACCAUUUGUGUUUGGUUUACCACUACUUGAUCCACACCAUUACAGUCACAACGAUAUCUAUUACAGUAAAGUUGUGAUGAAAAUGUGGUCCAAAUUCGCCACUUAUGGUAAUAUGGACUCUGAUUGGCCGCAACUGUUAAACGAUGAGCCGAUGGGUGCGCCCAAAGUCCACGAAUAUAAUGGCACAGCUUUGGCCACAAAUGAUGUGGUGGUUGUGUCCGUCAACUAUAGGUUAGGAGCGUUUGGUUUCCUAUACGGGGAUCGGGAGGACGCGCCCGGAAAUGUCGGCUUUUAUGAUCAGUUAUUGGCUCUCAAAUGGGUAGUUAGCGAAAACAUUCACUCAUUUGGCGGAGAUAGGGAUCGGAUCACUAUUUUUGGUCAAAGUGCCGGCAGUCAGUCGGUGUCCGCACACAUACUCUCCCCGCUAUCCAAAGGCCUAUUCAAGAGGGCUAUUAUGGAGAGCGGGUCUGUUAUGGUUAAUAAAAACCGGGAAAUGGUUACCAAACCCGAGGCCUUAUCUCAGGCCAAAGCAAUUGCCGCACAAUUGAAAUGCAAUGAAAGCGAGGAUUGGAUACAAUGUCUGCGGAGAGCGGACGCAAAGGAUAUACUCAGAUAUUGGAACCCUUUGGCUACAUUCCCGGUGUUUGGCACAAAAUUUCUACCCAUUAGUGCCCGACAAGCAUUUAAAGCGAAAAAAUUUAAUACAGAUGUUGAUUUAAUCGCUGGUAAUACCCGAAACGAGGGCACAUCAUUAACUAGAGGUCUGAUCAAAGACCCUGAUCACAUGACAGUCGCUGAUUUUUACAACGGAAUAAAAUCAUUCGACGCAUUGGGUUAUCACAACUUGAAUGUAACGAAAGUGGCGGACGAUUACUUGAAAGGUGUCAACACUAGCAGUCCGGCAGCUCUACUCCAAUCGUUUAGCGCAUUCGCGGGUGACUUAGGACUCGUGUGUCCGACAUAUCUGUUCGCCAAACGGUUCGCACAAACUGUCAAAGAGUCGCAAAGGGUUUACUUUUACGAGUUGUUGUACGCAAGCGAGUGGUUCGCCAACUAUAGUCAGUGCAAUAUAUCAACCAUGGGCAUUUGUCACGGCAUGGAAAUAGCGUUUGUUUUUGGUCUACCACUGCUGUAUCCCGAUGUUUCCACUCCAGAAGAUAUAUUUUACGCUAAUGUUGUGAUGAAAUUGUGGUCAAAAUUCGCCGCCUGCGGGUAA